CCAAAGUACCAGCUGAUCAGGACAGGGUAGUUUCCAAUGUAGUUCCAGCACGACAUUGGGAUAUCAGCUGUGAUUUGAUGACUCAAGAUGGCCGAGGAAGGCCCUGUCGAGAGUGUGGACGUGGUUGUUGUUGGCGGGGGCCUGUCAGGACUGAGUUCAGCCUAUCAUCUGUCAAAACGGAACAGUUCGUGCAGAAUUCUGGUUCUAGAAGCAAAAGGUCGUGUUGGAGGUCGCACCGAGACCGUACCACUGCAGGGUGCAGGGGGGCAGGAUACGUGGGACUUAGGUGGGAUGUGGGUUGGCAGGACCCAGCUUCAUAUCCUGCAGCUACUGCAGGAGCUGGGCCUGCAGACAUAUCCGCAGUACACCCGCGGCUACACAGUCAUGCAGCUGGGCUCUGCAGGCAGGGUCGCCAAGUAUCGUUCUGAUUCCCCCAUUCCUAACAUGCCUCUACACAGUCUGAUUGACGUGCAGUUGUUCAUAUGGAAGGUGGAGAGGAUGCGGAAGCAGGUGCCACCUGGUGAUCCUGGCAGCUGUCCACACGCCCGGGAGUGGGACAGCAUGACUGUGGAGACCUUCAAGCAAAAAAACUUGUGGACUCAGGCUGCCAAAGAUGCUGUAGACAUUGCCUGCUGGAUUGUGUAUGGUGUAGAUGCCAGUAGGAUCUCCCUGCUGUACUACCUCCACUACACCAGCUGUGCAGGUGGCCUGUAUCCUCUGGUAGAGACAACCAAAGGCUCAGGGCAAGAGCUUAAAAUCAAGGGAGGAGCCCAGCAGGUGUGUGAGUUGAUGGUACAGAAGAUUGGCAGAGAGAACGUAUGGUUGAACCAGCCCGUCACACACAUCACACAGCAGGCUGAUGGAGUCACUCUCACCACUGCAGGGGGCAGGACAGUUCAGGCCCAGAGGGUCAUCUGUAGUGUCCCACCACAUUUAGCAGGAAGAAUAGAAUACUCUCCCCCUCUGCCCAUGGAGAGAGAUCAUCUGACACAGAACAUGCCUGUGGGACACACCAUCAAGUAUGUAGCAACAUACAGAAGAGCCUUCUGGAGGGACAGGGAUUUUAGCGGUGAGGUGGUCGCGUAUGACAGGACAGCAGACGUAGAUGGUUGUGACACGGGACCAAUACAGAUUGCGUAUGAUAACACCACGGGAAACGGGAACCCUGGCCUGGUGGCCUUCAUGUGUGCUAACUACGCCAAACAGUGGGCCAGCAAAAGUAUAGAACAAAGGAAAGCAGCUGUCCUGAAGAAAUUUGCUGAGUGCUUUGGGGAAGAGGCUUAUGACCCCUUAGACUUUGCUGAAAAGGAUUGGGGAACAGAGCCCUACAAUGGUGGCUGUCCCAUCAGCAUCAUGGGGCCGGGGGUCAUCACCAACUUCAUCCCAGCACUCAGGAGGCCAUGUGGCAGAAUCCACUGGGCAGGGACAGAAACAGCCUCACUGUGGUGUGGUUUCAUGAACGGUGCAGUGCAGUCUGGGAUACGUGCGGCAGGUGAGGUUCUCUCCGCCAUGAGCCCCCACCUGUUGUCGGAGGCCGACCGUCAGGAACUAGUCGCUGUGCCGCAGGAAGUAGAAACUCCCGCAAAGGAAGCGCACAGGAAAAAGGGUCGGAAAGUUGUCUCAGCUCUGGUUGGAGUAGGACUUGUAGUUGGAACAUCUCUGGCAGUUUAUUACUACAUCAAGACCUGAUGGUAUUACAAAAUAUUCUUAGUUGCUGAAAAUAUUAGACUUUUGUAUAAUAAUUUAUAAAAUCAAUAUUGUAUGAAUUUUAUAGGAUCAUGUACUGUUUGAAAUUCUGAGCCGUGCUUCAAUAAUUAUUGCAUACAAAAUAUACACAAUUUUGAAUCCUUGAAUUUUUUAAAUUGUGAAGUAGUCUUCCUGCUUUCGGAAUUAGAAUAACAUUUUGAUAAACACAUGUACAUUGUUUUGUAUGUGGUACAGUGAUGUAUAUGUCCAUGGUGCAAUGAUUGACAAUAAUGUGAGCUCAGACAAGUCAUUGUACAUUCAAUAUUAUGUAUUUGCAGUACCAGCACUUCAUUGCAAUCUAUUGAUGACUGAGACCCAUUACUAGUAUUUCAGUUAUCUGUGUUCCCCUUUAGGGCUGUUAUGGACAAUACAAAUAAAAAAAACCCAUUUGGGGUUAUUUUGUACCCCUUUCCUAAUAUGGAAACUGUUGCCCAAAUAUGGAUAGGUGGUCGGGCAUGAUUGGGGUAGGAGAUCUGGUUGACACUGCUACAUUCUCCAGGGGCAAAAUCCUCAUUACAACUAAUAAUUUAGAUAUGUCUAAUUUAAAUAAUUGUUGUAUUAAUCAUUUAUCAUAUGAUUAUCAGAAUUGAGAUUAGGAUCUGAUAUUUAAUCAAUGUAUCAGCUUUAUUCCUGGACCACUGGAAGAAGGAAAGAUGUGCAAUUUUACUUUUUAGUCAUGUAAUAUAUUAAUGUAAGUCUAGAGGUAACUGAUUAUAUUCAUAUGAAUCUCAGUUUCGAUGGAAGGUCCGAGUCAUUGAUCACAGCACUUUUACAGUAUUUUAUGACUGAUCUAAAAGUUUGUUCCAGGUGCUGCAUGUUUAGUGUCUUAAAAUAACCUAAACCAAUUUCUUCUCACCCACUCUCAGGGAAAUCCAUUCCAAGUCACUUUGCAAUAUUUUAGACAUUUCUGCAACAUUUGAAUUCAUUUUUAAAUGGUUCUAAAUUAUUACAGUUGUCUAAGCUUCUGCAAUACAUGUCUAAUGAGAUCAAUUUUGGUUGUAAUUAAAAACUAUUUCAACCAUU
This is a messenger RNA of Branchiostoma floridae (Florida lancelet), 2769 nucleotides long. RefSeq names its product probable flavin-containing monoamine oxidase A. The record is from RefSeq and is a predicted model, not a curated record. Lineage: Eukaryota; Metazoa; Chordata; Leptocardii; Amphioxiformes; Branchiostomatidae. The coding region runs from base 88 to 1689 and encodes 533 amino acids. The transcript is spliced from 12 exons. Gene Ontology annotation, molecular function: oxidoreductase activity.